ACAUGUCAUUUAUCUUUAUUAUUCCAAUAAGGGACAGAACCUGCUACAGGUCUUUAAUUGGAGGGAGAGCUGUAUCUUGAAAGUUAUUUUUUGUAAAAACCAAACAUUUAGCAAAAAGUUCAUACUCAGAACAUUUCAUGAUGUAUCACAAUUGCUUAUGUACUGACUGAAAAUUGUCAUACACCAAUGAUCAUGACGUUCGUAGGUGUUUGGUGAUGUCAUGGCUGAAAGUGAAGGAAUCUGACAUACAGUGCUGUACUCUCCACUUGUACACUGCCAAGCACUUGGAAAUCAAGUCCACCCGAAAUGACCAAUUCAACACAAUGAAAAACAUGGGAGUAGGCCUAUGCUAUCACAGACACAAUAUUAUGGUUGGGUUUUCCAACCUUGACUUCACGGUGUUUCGUUCCCUCCCUAUGCAUUUCUUUUGUUCGGUUGAGCAACAUACUGUUUAUCUUCACUGCUUCUUCUUUUAACUCAGGAGAAGACUGCUUCUGUUUUGAUCACGGUAGCAUGCGAAUCUAACAAAACCUGGGAAAUAAAAGCCAUUUAAAAUCUGAAAGAGCAGAUUGAAGACUAACAAGAAACAAUUUAAAGAACGGUUUUCAAGUUAUCUUAAAAAGAUUCCAGAAUUUGGCAGAGCCUGACAAAAAAAUAACUACAAAGGAGCAGAAAUUAAUUCAAUAUUAAGAACAAUGCCACUGGAAAUUAUAAGAGGUCAAGAUGGGUUCGUGGCUGUGGAGGAUAAACAGGGCAUGGAUGCCAUUCCAGGGAGUGUGACACUAAAGAAAGAUGCACAGAAUCUCAUCGGGAUCAGCAUUGGUGGAGGCGCCCCCAUGUGUCCAUGCUUAUACAUUGUUCAGGUGUUUGACAACACCCCAGCAUCCAAGGAUGGCACGCUUGCUGCUGGCGAUGAGAUUGUCGGAGUGAAUGGAAAAUCAGUCAAAGGUCGAACUAAAGUUGAGGUUGCUAGGACAAUCCAAGCAGUCAAAGCCACAAACAAAUGUAUGAGACAUACCCCAUCAGUGAGUGAUGUCAUCAUUAAUUACAACAAACUGCAAGCUGACCCAAAGCAAGGCAAGACACUGGAUAUUGUCAUGAAGAAGGCUAAACAUAGAGUUGUGGAGCAUCUGAGUUCCUCAACAGCUGAUGCUCUAGGCCUCAGCAGAGCCAUCCUUUGUAAUGAUUUACUUGUUAAAAAGCUAGAAGAACUAGAGAGGACUCACAACAUGUACAAAGGCCUGAUGGAGCAUGCUAAGAGACUCCUGCGUGCGUUUUAUGACAUGUCACAAACACACAAAGCAUUUGGAGAUUUGUUUUCUGUUAUUGGUGCUCGCGAACCACAACCAAAAGCCUGCGAAGCCUUUGUCAAGUUUGGAGAAGCCCAUCGAACAGUAGAGAAAUAUGGCAUACGAUUACUUAGAACCGUAAAACCAAUGUUAGCUGAUCUUGGAACGUUCCUGAGUAAAGCUAUUCCAGACACACGACUUACGAUAAAAAAGUAUGCCGAUGCUAAAUUUGAAUAUUUGUCUUAUUGUUUAAAAGUGAAAGAAAUGGAUGAUGAGGAGUAUGCAUAUGCUGCGCUAGGAGAGCCUCUCUAUAGGGUAGAAACUGGCAACUAUGAAUACAGGUUGAUUCUUCGUUGCCGCCAGGAAGCAAGGGCAAGGUUCGCAAAGAUGAGGUCAGAUGUGAUGGUGAAGAUGGAACUUCUUGAUCAGAAACACGUUCAAGAUAUCGUUUUCCAGUUGCAGCGUUUAGUUUCCACAUUUGCGCAGUACCACAAAGACAGUCACGCGCAGAUGAAGGGCGCCGAUGUCUUUCCAAUCGAGGUCGACAUUCUCAAGACAACGUUCAGCUACGGGCAACAGGAGGAAUUUACCGGGGAAGGAGAAGAGGAUGACGACGAUGAGGAGCUUCUGACCGUGGAACCAACUCCAGAAGAUAGUCUCCCUGAGCCGACUGAACCGUUCACUGGCAAUCUGCUGGGUGAUUGAGGAAAGGAAACUCACCAUUCUUCCAAUUAUAUUUUGUAUAUUAUGGAUAUGAUAACCUUUGGUGUCUAUUUUCUUUUAUGUUUAUUUGAUUUAAUCUUAUUCUUUUAAGUUUAUACUUUUGUUCCUGGGAACUAAAUAAUUUUAUUUCAAAAGAGCAAACAUAUAAAUGUAUAUUUAUAUAUUUAAUCAUGUUAUCUUCCCUUCAAUUCUCAAUCGUUUUAAUCUAUUCUAAAAUGUUUUCAAUACAGUAUUAACAAAUUAAUUUUAAUUUCUUCACUUAAUUUAUCUUUCAUAUUUUGUCACUAUUUCCAAUUAGUUUAACUGGUGCAAUAUUUAUUCUUAGGGAUUCCAUGUGUUCAGAUUUAUUUAAAAGGUGUUAUAUUAUUAUUUAGUGUUUCUUGUAAUUCCCUGGUGUUUUCAUUGUAAUGUAUUCAUACUAAGAUAUUCAAAAAGUGUUUAAUUAAAUCUUAUUAAACAAAGCUGUAUCAGAUAAAAUGCAACAUGGUGUAUAUGACUUCUUGAUUAUUAUUAAUAUUAUUGUUGUUGUCUUUAUUAUUAUUAUUAUUAUUGUCAUGAAUGCUAUUUUUAUUAUUAGUAUUGUUAAUAUUAAUUAUUAUUUAUAUAUAUUAUUAUUAUUAUUAUUAUUAUUAUUAUUUGUUAUAAUUAGACAUAUUUUAUUAGGCCUAUUAUCAUUAAGAGCAUCAUUCCAAUUUAUAAAUAAAUUAAUAACAGAUAUUUAAUAUUAAAUAAGCAGCAGUACAGUAAUUAGUUUUUUCUGUUAUUAUCUGACAGAUUAUCAUAAUAAUAAAGUUAUGUGGUGAUUAUCAUUUAAUAAGAAAUAAUUGUAUAUAUUUGUACUGUACUGUGUGUGGGUAAAGCAGAUUAAAUUACCAGAUCAAAUAAA
Molecule: messenger RNA, 2898 nt
Organism: Anneissia japonica
Lineage: Eukaryota; Metazoa; Echinodermata; Crinoidea; Comatulida; Comatulidae
Product: PRKCA-binding protein-like
Exons: 11
Coding region: 696-1994 (432 amino acids)
Biological process (GO): positive regulation of receptor internalization; intracellular protein transport; dendritic spine maintenance
Cellular component (GO): trans-Golgi network membrane; postsynaptic density; synaptic vesicle
Molecular function (GO): protein domain specific binding; protein kinase C binding; phospholipid binding
Source: RefSeq, a predicted model, not a curated record